CAGACGGACACAAUGUUGGUCCACUGAUGAACCUGCAAAAAAGACAGAGGAGCGUCUGUCCCGGGUACCAAACCAAAUGCAGCCCAGAGUGUUUGCGGAGAAGCGCCGAGGUGCUGAAGAACAACCUUCACCCGAGCAGAUCAAUCUAACUGUGACACUUCAUUUAGGCUGCAUUGAUGUGGAAUUAGGGCCCAUUACGACUAUUGGCAGGAUCCGACAGUGAGGCUUCGGCUGAAUAGCACAGUCUGCAAGCCGAGAGAGGCCUGACCGGGCCCGAUCUGACCCCCGAGGCCAUGCAGCACUACGGGGUCAACGGCUACUCCCUGCACGCCAUGAACUCGCUUAGCGCCAUGUACAACCUCCACCAACAGGCGGCACAGCAAGCGCAGCACGCCCCCGACUACCGGCCCUCCGUGCACGCCCUCACGCUGGCCGAAAGACUGGCUGACAUCAUCCUGGAGGCCCGCUACGGCUCCCAGCACCGAAAGCAGCGGCGCAGCAGGACGGCCUUCACCGCCCAGCAGCUGGAGGCGCUGGAGAAGACCUUCCAGAAGACGCACUACCCGGACGUGGUCAUGCGUGAGCGUCUGGCCAUGUGCACCAACCUGCCCGAAGCGCGAGUGCAGGUGUGGUUCAAGAACCGACGGGCCAAGUUUCGCAAGAAGCAGCGCAGCCUGCAGAAGGAGCAGCUCCAGAAGCAGAAGGAGGCGUCAGGAGCCGGCCAAGCGUCUCCCGAUGACGCCAAGGUCGAGCUCACGCCCGCCGCCGACACCCGCGCGACCCCGCCGCCUCCGUCCUCCGCCUCGUCCUGCCACUCAGAGUCGGACAGGCUGGCGGCGGUCAGGUCCCACGAGCCCGGCGAGACGAACGUGGAGGUCAACGUCACUUCCCCCGAGCCGUCGGACGGAGAGUCAGCGGCGGAGGACAACGCGGACGCGGAGGAGGACACGGGGAGGGGGGACGCGAGGGGGAGGUCCAGGGACGAGGCGCAGGGGCACUUGGGGAUGCAGCCCGCCGGAAGCUCGCCGUCCUACAAACAACUCAGCCCCACAUCAGACUCCCCCCUGAGCUCGCCCGCCCUGCCGUCCUCCGGCAGCGUAACGAGCGGCCCGGCCCAGAGCAACUCGUACGCGUCGUCGCCUCUCAGCCUCUUCCGGCUCCAGGAGCAGUUCCGGCAGCACAUGGCGGCCACCAACAACCUGGUGCACUACCCGUCCUUCGACAUGAGCGCGCCGUCCUCGCUGCCCUACUUGGGCAUGAACGUCAACAUGCCGUCCCCGCUGGGCUCGCUGCCGUGCCAGUCUUACUACCAGACGCUAUCGCAGGCCCAGCAGGUGUGGAACGGCCCGCUGCUGCCGGGGGCGUCGGGCGGCCUUCCGGGCAGCCUCAAUAGCAAGACCACCAGCAUCGAGAACCUGCGGCUGCGAGCCAAGCAGCACGCGGCCUCGCUGGGAUUGGACACGCUCCCCAACUGAAGCCGUUCCCAUGCCAGGCGCGUUCGCCCUCCGUGUUCGCCCUUCGAUCUGGGCCCGGGGACUUUGGAUUGGCCCCCGUUUUCCCUCACUCAACCUCUCGCCUGUGCACAAAAACUUCACACGGCCUUCAGAGGCCACCUCGAGUUGAACUUUCCAACUGGCUUUGUUCUGUUUAAAGGCGUCCAUAGUGAGCAUGUGUCUGCCGGGUCUUCAAAGAAUCCACUGAAGUGCAGUACAGUGAACCUUCGCUAUUCUUGGGGGAUACGGACCGAGAGGCCUGUCGAGAUUAGCAAAAA
This is a messenger RNA of Syngnathoides biaculeatus (alligator pipefish), 1771 nucleotides long. RefSeq names its product diencephalon/mesencephalon homeobox protein 1-B-like. The transcript has 6 exons. Gene Ontology annotation, biological process: regulation of transcription by RNA polymerase II. Lineage: Eukaryota; Metazoa; Chordata; Actinopteri; Syngnathiformes; Syngnathidae. The coding region runs from base 294 to 1475 and encodes 393 amino acids. Gene Ontology annotation, molecular function: RNA polymerase II transcription regulatory region sequence-specific DNA binding; DNA-binding transcription factor activity, RNA polymerase II-specific. The record is from RefSeq and is a predicted model, not a curated record.